Molecule: messenger RNA, 1215 nt
Organism: Thyridium curvatum
Lineage: Eukaryota; Fungi; Ascomycota; Sordariomycetes; Thyridiales; Thyridiaceae
Exons: 1
Coding region: 1-1215 (404 amino acids)
Biological process (GO): maturation of SSU-rRNA
Molecular function (GO): rRNA small subunit aminocarboxypropyltransferase activity
Source: RefSeq, a predicted model, not a curated record
AUGGUCCGCCACAAAAAGGAUUUCAACCACAAGGGCCGAAAGCCACAUCCUGGCGGGCCCCGCCAGCGGGGAGGGCCUUCCUCCAGAGAGGACGGCGGCGACGGAUUUGCGACGGGGCGUCCAGCCUUCAAGGCUGCCUGUUGGGACCUGGGACAUUGCGACCCGAAGCGCUGCUCGGGAAAGAAGCUGCUCAAGCUCGGCCUCAUGCGCGAUCUGCAUGUCGGACAGCGCCACAACGGGGUCAUCAUCACGCCCAAUGGAAAACACGUCCUCAGCCCUGCCGACUCGGACCUGCUAGACCAGUACGGCGCUGCCGUCGUGGAGUGCUCGUGGGCGCGGACAAAGGAAAUACAGUGGAGCAAGGUCGGCGGCAAGUGCGAGCGCCUCCUGCCAUACCUCGUCGCCGCCAACACAGUCAACUACGGCAAGCCCUGGCGACUGAACUGCGUCGAAGCCCUCGCCGCCGCCUUUUACAUCUGCGGCCACCCGGACUGGGCCCGCGAUAUCCUGGCCCCCUUCUCCUAUGGAGAAGCCUUCCUCGAGAUCAACAGUAGCUUGCUGAAGAAAUACGCGGCCUGCGACGAUGAACCCGCCAUCAAGAAGACAGAAGAGGAGUGGAUGGAGAGACUAGAACGAGAAUACCUCGAAAGCAGGGAUGGCGGCAACGCCGACGAUCUAUGGGAGGGGGGCAACUCAAAUCGAAGAAACCCUGCCAUGUCUGACGACGAGGAUGACACAGCCGAGGAUGCCGAGGGCGAGGAGGACGAGACGGAAGAAGAAGACGCCGACGAGAGAUCGGAAGGGGCCCGUGACGGUAUCUAUUUGGGCAAGCAGCCCUCCUCAUCCCGCGAGGAGGAGCAGGCGGAAGGAGCCGAAGACAAGGACCCGUUUGCGAUAUCCGACGACAGCGACGAGGAGGCAGAAAUGGAAGAGAUCCGCAGAAAGAUCCUCGCAUCGAAACCGUUUGCGAACCCCGAGGACACGGGGCAGAGGAAAGUCCCCGAAACGAUCGCGAGGCCACAACAGUUCAAGGUAGACUCGGAUGUCGAGGCUGAUUCGGACAAUGGUGAGGACGACGAGUUCGACAACAUCAUCAAUGCUACGCCGGUCACGGACAAGACGGGCCUGGCGCGGCUCGAGAAGGAGAGAUCCAGGGCGACCACCACGACCCGUAGCUUCAUGUUCAACGCUGUCUCGGCACCAAAGCGUGGCUAA